This is a messenger RNA of Poecilia reticulata (guppy), 2630 nucleotides long. It is a transcript of the gene ptx3a, whose product is annotated as pentraxin 3, long a. Gene Ontology annotation, molecular function: complement component C1q complex binding. Gene Ontology annotation, biological process: innate immune response. The record is from RefSeq and is a predicted model, not a curated record. Lineage: Eukaryota; Metazoa; Chordata; Actinopteri; Cyprinodontiformes; Poeciliidae.
UGAAAAAGAGUGUGGUGGACCUGCAGGUCUGUAGAAAAGUGAGAGCAGCAGCAGCAGAGGACCCUUAAACAAAUACACACACAUAAACACACACAGGCAGACAGAGAAGCAGGAAAAGGACCUGGAGCUGAGCAGACAUACUUGUUCACUUUGCUCACACACUCUCUCAGUCGGCAGCAGCAGCAUGGUUUGGUGGAGAAUCCCUGAGGCAGCGUUUCUUCUCUCUGUGUGCGCGUGUGUUACUCUCGCCUACGAGGAUGACAUCGAGAUCCAGUACUCAGACUACUACAAUGAAAUCCCUGAUGGAGAGACACCAGCACCCACACCGAGUUCCACCCCAUGCAACUCUCCAGACCUGACAAAAUGGGACAAGAUCUUCUCCAUGAUGGAGAACAGCCAGAUGAGGGAGAACAUGCUGCUUCAGUAUGUUGAUGACAUCAUCAAGGUCGAAAUGGGAACACUGCGCGGUGAAUUGCGAAGGUUUAUAGCCGAGUCUGAAGGGUCAUGUGGGGCUGCUGUGAAGACAGCAGGAAGAUGGAUGGUCUUGCAGCUGGAGAGCCAUCUACGAGAAACUCGGGAGCUCCUCAAGCGCAGUGAUCUGACCCCUGCUGUUGGAAAUUUCAACCACCUGGAGGCCCAGAUACAGCAGCUUCUCUCUGCAGAACAUACUCAAACAUCCAGGCUGGCCAAGCUGGAGAGCAGCUGCAUCAGCAGCAGAAGUGCAGGAGCUGGCAAAAAUGGCCUCCCUCUCCAAGAAGUGACACCAGAAGAGGUUGCUUUGGAUGAGGUGCUAGCUGCAAUGCAAGAGGUGAAGGCUGAGCUGGAUGAAGAGCUGAAAUCAUCAAGGCAAAGGCACCUACCUGCAGGGUGUGAGAUGGCCCUCCUGUUUCCUAUGCGCUCCCGUCGGAUUUACACUGCUAUCAUUCCAGAUGUCACCCUGGCCCUGUCCACCUUUACUGUCUGCAUGUGGGUGAAGCCAACUUCAGUCUUCAACAAAACUGUGCUAUUCUCCUACGGACACCGUCGAAACCCUUCUGAAAUCCAGCUGCUGCUCGCCCAAACCUCUGCCGUGUUCACUGUUGGAGAGGAAGCUAGUCAGGUGGAGGCAAGGAGCGUGGUAAGCCCAGGAGAGUGGAUCCAUUUAUGCGGAGCCUGGUCCUCCGAGCAAGGCCUGGCGACCCUGUGGGUGGGCGGGAAGAAGAUGGCGUCCAACCCCGGGAUGGCCAAGGGACACAACUUUCCCGAGGGAGGCUCACUCCAGCUCGGGCAAGAAAGAAACGGCUGCUGCCCUCUGUCUCCCACCAGCGGGAGUGGUGUGGCCGGGUUUGAGGAAAGUUUUGAUCCAAAGCUGGCGUUUGCUGGGAAAAUGACGGGGGUUAAUAUGUGGGACACUGUCCUGUCAGAACAGGAAAUUUCCCAGUUGGCUGCGCAGCGAGGCCAGGGCUGCCAGCACAGGGGGAGCGUGGUGGCAUGGGGGGUGACAGAGAUGGUGCCACAUGGAGGAGCUCAGUUCAUCUACUGAUCCAUCAUUUUAAUAAUCAUAACAAUUUGUUGCAUACAUAUCCUCCACUCUGAUAAAAAAAAGUCAAGCUGAAACCGUGGACAUUUAAGAGUUUCAACAUGACAUUUUUAACACGUCUUUAUAAGUGAGACUCGGAUUCUCUGCAUCAUCUUUAUUGAUAUUAUCAUGAACGGUUAAAGGAAUAAAACAACCAAUGCUGUGAGAGACUGUGAGAAAUUGUGCUAUAACCUAUAAUUUUAAACUGAUUCCGUUAACUCAGUUUAGACAACAUGACGUGUUGCUGGAAACGUGUUGCAAGCAGCAUUUGCCAAAGACUUAAUUAGAGAGCAAGAAAGACACAAAGUUGCUAACUCAUUUUUGCUGACUCAACAAACUGGAUAAUGACCAGACAGCCAAGCAGAAAUAAGAAGUCCCACACAGUGACAAGAGAUGAUCCUGUAAUUGCAGGCUAAUGACAUUUUUCGUUUUUACUUCUGAGGAUUUCAUAGAAACAGCAGGUGCAGUUAACAAAUACAAACAACACAGAUUAUGUAUUUUAACAAGAACCAGUCAUUGGGAAAAUGUUGCUAUCUUUUCACCACGGCCUUAAAGGUACAGUUAACUGCAGGCGGAGGUAGCUUAGUAGUUUUCAUUGAAAUUAAACUUUAGAACAACAUAUGCAACACUAUUAAAAACUGCUGUACUUGCCUUCCUUUUAGAUAUGAAAAACUAGAACGUAGGGCUAAUUUUAUUAUUUUGUUGCAACGUUUUGGAUGUGUGAAAAACUUUUAAACUCAAACAUAUUUUUUAUAAUAAAAAUACUAUAUUCAUUAAGUGUUUACAUCGAUUUUAUGAAUAAUUAAUUUUAUGCUGUGUCUUUUCUUACCUGUGUUCAAUAGUUAGAUUAUUCUUUGUCUUUGGAAUGAACAAAGUAAAAAAAAUUAUUUUGAAUACGUGUAUGAACCAUGGGGAAAAUGUUUACUCAGUCAAAUCUUGCAUGAUUAAACUUGCAUAACUCUGUUGCUUGUAUUAUACUGUACAUUGUUUUAUGUGAAAAGAUGAAACAGAAUGUAUUUUGUAAAUAAAUAUUUUUGCAUAACACGAGUGAAUAAAUGGAAAGUUAAAGUGA